AUGAUACCAUCCUGCCCCAACUGGCUUCGUGUGGCUCUUAUCUGUCUCACUGUGGGAUCAUUCCUCCCUCAGCUUCACCGCAUCUGGGCCCAGAAGACUGGCACUGGCUUAUCCCUACUCUAUAUCCUCCUGAAUCUUAUUAAUGCCACUGAACAAUUGACUCUUGCUUUCUUCUACACUAUUAAUGUUACCUGGGAGCUGGACUUCUUUGUUAAUACUCCAAGAUCAAUUGGGGAUUGGCUGAAUCUUGCUCAGCUUGGUGUUGUUUGGGUGCUGCUCUUCAUCUUUUCCCUGAUGCAUCCUGAUCCCCAAUUCCCCAUCCCCUACCGGAUACUUGUCGCAGCGCUUUACCUUGUCUUCGGCUUUAUCUCGCUAUUCCCCGUUAUCACUGAUGCCCUUGAUUCUACCCUAUUCCAUGAUCCUAAUGAACAAUCCCCUGGGUUCGGCGUCAAUCUCUUUGCAGGUUGGAACUUCUUUAUCGUCAGCCCUCUUACGACCUUGCUCAGUGUGUGCUCAAUUGUCCCCCAGGCAAUCCAGCUUCGCUCCCAGCUGUCAUCGCCGUCGCCCGAUCAGGGAAUGAUGAGGAUCCAGGAUUGCGCGUUACAGGGUGUUGUCUUUGGAGUGUUGGCGGCGUCAUGGCUUUUCCGUGUGAAGAUUUGA
This is a messenger RNA of Penicilliopsis zonata CBS 506.65, 660 nucleotides long. RefSeq lists its product as hypothetical. NCBI's taxonomy places the organism in Eukaryota, Fungi, Ascomycota, Eurotiomycetes, Eurotiales, Aspergillaceae. The transcript has 3 exons. The coding region runs from base 1 to 660 and encodes 219 amino acids. The record is from RefSeq and is a predicted model, not a curated record.